Messenger RNA from Telopea speciosissima, 2655 nucleotides. Its product is annotated as probable receptor-like protein kinase At4g39110. The transcript has a single exon. NCBI's taxonomy places the organism in Eukaryota, Viridiplantae, Streptophyta, Magnoliopsida, Proteales, Proteaceae. Gene Ontology annotation, biological process: protein autophosphorylation. Bases 1 to 2595 code for a protein of 864 amino acids. Gene Ontology annotation, cellular component: plasmodesma; plasma membrane. The record is from RefSeq and is a predicted model, not a curated record. Gene Ontology annotation, molecular function: transmembrane receptor protein tyrosine kinase activity; ATP binding.
AUGAAGAAAGAAACUCAUCUCCUCCAAGUAAUCUUACGCAUUUUCUUAUUCUUCCUUUCUAUAAAUUCUAUUAACAUUGUAGUCAUUUCUGAUUCCAUCCCCUACACUCCAAAAGACAAUUACCUAAUCGAUUGCGGCAGUUCUUCCCCUGCUGCAUCAAACAUCCAUGAUGGUAAAACCUUUAUUUCAGAUCAACAAUCUCCUUACCUUUUCACAAAGAAAGAGAUCCAGAUCUCGGUCCCCACCGCCACCACCAACGCCACCGCCGAUGUGCCUUCCCCUAUCUAUCUAACAGCCAGAAUCUUCGUAGAAGAAUCCACCUACAUCUUUCAAAUGACUCGCCCUGGUUGGCAUUGGAUUCGUCUCCAUUUCUUCCCCAUAAACAAUACCGACUUUAAUCUCACUCAUUCAGUUUUCUCCGUAGAAACCAACGAGGUUGUCCUCCUUCACAGCUUCUUUAUCUCCAAUAACACCAAAUCGAUUAUGAAAGAGUAUCUCCUCAACAUCAGCACCGAAGAACUCUCCAUCAAAUUCUUUCCAAUGCGCGAAUCUUUCGCCUUCAUCAAUGCAAUUGAAGUUGUUUCCGCUCCCGAUAGUCUUAUAUCCGAUGUUGGCUCUUCACUUGUUCCAAUUAGUUACUUCUCCGGCCUCUCCUCUUAUUCAUUUCAAACCAUGUACCGUCUCAACAUGGGCGGCGCAAAAAUUACUCCGGCGAAUGACACGCUCGGUCGUUUCUGGGAUUCCGACCUCCCUUUCCUUAGAACUAGAGCUCUUGCCAAGCUCAUAUCUGUCUCUUCCAGCAUUAUCACCUACACCGAAGGCAUCUCCCCCUUGAUUGCACCAAGCUUGGUAUAUUCCACUGCCACUCAAAUGGCCGAUAUUCGUCUCAGAAACCCUAAUUUUAAUGUUACUUGGAACUUCCAAAUUGAUCCUGCCUUCAACUACCUAAUCCGUCUCCAUUUCUGUGACAUUGUCAGCAAAUCCCUAAAUGAGCUUUACUUCAAUGUCUACAUCAAUGGCAAGAUGGCCAUCUCAGCCCUAGACCUCUCUAGCAUUGCCUCUGGCCUUGACAUUCCUUACUACAAGGACAUAGUUGUCAAUUCCUCAAGUUUAUUUGAAAAACUGAAAAUCCAAAUCGGUCCAUUAAAGCAAAACACUGGCUUGGUGAAUGCAAUCCUUAAUGGGUUAGAGAUACUAAAGAUGAGCAACUCAGUAGGAAGCUUGGAUGGGGAAUUUGGUGUCGAUGGAUCGACGAAACCAUCGUCGAUGGUGAAUCAUGGGACUGUCACAGCAUUCGGGUUUGCGACGAUGUUCGGAGCAUUUGUAGGGUUAGGAGCAAUGGUGAUCAAGUGGCACAAGAGACCCCAAAAUUGGGAUUCAACGAAUAAUGGCUUCCCCUCAUGGUUGCUUCCUCUCCAGCCAGGUCACUCAACCAUCAUGAACAAUAGUAAAACUUGUAUUGGAUCAAAUAAGGGUGGAAAUGGAAACAUCUACUCAUCCUCAGGAUUGGGUCGUCGCUUCUCCUUCUCAGAACUACAAGAAGCAACAAAGAAUUUCAAUCAGAAAGCAGUGAUAGGAGUGGGAGGAUUUGGAAAUGUCUAUUUAGGGUUUGUAGAUAAUGGAACCAAAGUGGCUGUGAAGAGAGGAAACCAACAAUCAGAGCAAGGGAUCAAUGAGUUCCAAACAGAGAUCCAAAUGCUAUCAAAGCUAAGGCACAGACACUUAGUCUCCUUGAUGGGUUAUUGUGAUGAGAAGUCAGAGAUGAUAUUAGUAUAUGAAUACAUGUCCAAUGGUCCUUUAAGAGAUCACUUAUAUGGGAUGAACCUUCCACCAUUAUCAUGGAAACAAAGGUUGGAGAUAUGUAUAGGGGCAGCAAGAGGAUUACAUUACCUACAUACAGGUGCAGCACAAGGGAUCAUACAUAGAGAUGUGAAGAGUACUAAUAUCCUUUUAGACGAGAAUUUGAUUGCGAAAAUGUCGGAUUUCGGGUUAUCGAAGACUGCUCCUACAAUGGAACAGACCCAUGUGAGCACAGCUGUGAAGGGUAGUUUUGGGUAUCUUGAUCCAGAGUACUUCAGGCGCCAACAGUUAACGGAUAAAUCUGAUGUUUACUCCUUUGGUGUGGUUUUAUUAGAGGUGUUAUGUGCAAGGCCAGCCAUUGAUCCUGCAUUGCCUAGGGAACAAGUUAACCUAGCGGAGUGGGCAAUGCAGUGGAAGAGGAAGGGAUUAUUAGAAAAGAUUAUUGAUACCCAUCUAGUGGGAGUUAUUAAUCCAGAGUCUUUGAAACAAUUUGCUGAUGCUGCCGAGAAGUGUUUGGCAGAGUAUGGUACGGAUAGGCUACCCAUGGGGGAAGUACUUUGGAAUCUUGAGUUUGCAUUACAGUUACAAGAGGCUUCUUUACAAGGGAAGAAGGAAGAGGAAAAUAGAGCAGCGGCGGUUGCGGUUGCUGGUACUGGCCCUGCGGUGGUUGUCCCAACUGGGUAUGGAAAUGCAAAUGAGGAUAGUGAACCAGCUCAAGUCCAUGCCAUUGCCAUCGAAGAGCAUUCAGGAACUGCAAUGUUUGCUAGGCAACUUAGGGAGAUCAACGGUCGAUAAAUUAAGUAAUUUAUCUGUUUAUUCUGGUUUUUUGGACAAUAAUUCCCUUAAACAUUUGCA